ACUUUUUACGUUACUUCUGCACGUAAAUACAUUUUGUAUUUCUCAAGAAAUAUGACAGCGACUCGAGCGUCGUAAAGUUACGUACAUAAACACAACACAACCAGCUGCUUUGCUCUCCUGUUUUCCCCUUCCAGCUUCAACUUUGGAAAGAAAGUGUAUGACCAUGACCGAAUAUCUGCUGCUUUCUCUUUAUUUAGUAAAUUCUCUUUUAUUUUCAGUUCCAUUCGCAAAAUGCGGCCUAUUUCACUUUACUAUUUUUACGAUUGUACGUAAAUUUCAGAGGCAACAGUAUUAAAAAAAUAAUCGAUGGAGCAUGAACUAUAAGCGUCACCAACCUUCACGCGAUGAUUGAAGAAAUGUGGGAUAAGUAAAUGAAAAUAAAGCAAUUUUGACGUCUUCUCUACAAUCAUAAUGGAGCAACAAAAUCUUUUCCAUGUUGGAUCUAGAAAAAGUGAAUUGGCUUUAAUUCAAACUAAAUAUGUUAUAAAAUGUCUCAAGGAACAUAACAUUAAUAACAGUUUUAAGAUAAUAACAAUGAAUACAAAAGGUGAUAAGAUAUUGGAUGUUCCAUUACCAAAAAUAGGUGAAAAAUCUUUGUUUACAGAAGAAUUGGAAAGUGCACUAGAAAAUAAUCGGGUCGAUUUUUUAGUUCAUUCGUUAAAAGACUUACCAACGACAUUACGCGAAGGUUUAGCUAUUGGUGCAAUUAUGAAGCGCGAAGACCCUCGUGACGCAGUUGUAAUGUCUAAAGCAUAUAGUACAUUCACUCUAGACACUUUGCCACCCGGUAGUGUUAUUGGAACAAGUUCACUCCGCAGAUCAGCAUACCUUGCCAGAAAUAUGGGUCACUUAAAAGUAGAAACUAUAAGAGGAAAUUUAAAUACAAGAUUUAAAAAACUGGACGACGAAAAUAGUAAAUAUGCUGGUAUUAUAUUAGCAGUAGCAGGUUUAAAACGAAUAGGACUGGAAAAUCGAAUAAGUCAAUAUUUAGAACCAGAAGAAACUCUGUACGCGGUUGGACAAGGUGCUUUGGCAAUUGAGUGUCGAGAGUCAGAUUCAAGGAUUUUAUCUUUGUUACAACCACUAAAUGAUUUGCUUACAACUUUGAGAUGUGUGUCAGAACGAUCAUUUUUAAAGUAUUUAGGUGGUGGAUGCUCAGCACCAGUUGGAGUUGCUACUAUAUUAGAUAAUAAAGAAUUAUGUAUAACAGGUGCUGUUUUAUCACUAGAUGGAAAAACAUUAAUCAAAGAUACUUUAAAAUGUAUAUUAUAUAUACCUAAUGACGAUGGAGAACCGCCAAAAAAGUGCCCUUAUAGAGAACCAAGAACUUUUUGUGGUGUUGUAUCAGGAAAUAUAAGUUCCAUCAGUUUAUACGCUGCUGAAAAAUUAGGCAAAGAUAUUGCUGAAAGUUUAAUUAAAAGAAAUGCUUUGGAAGUUAUGUUAGAAGCCAGAAAUGAAAUUCUGAGUACGGUUUAGUGUUUUAUAAAUACGGGAUUAAUAUUGUACAUAAAACAAAUAUCAUUAUUAUGUAUAAAUUAUAGCAUUAAAAAGGUUUACGGUUGAAUUUUGUUAUAUUUGUAGUUACUGUAUGAUAAGUUA
Messenger RNA from Ceratosolen solmsi marchali, 1599 nucleotides. RefSeq names its product porphobilinogen deaminase-like protein l(3)02640. The transcript has 3 exons. Gene Ontology annotation, biological process: heme biosynthetic process. The coding region runs from base 412 to 1476 and encodes 354 amino acids. Lineage: Eukaryota; Metazoa; Arthropoda; Insecta; Hymenoptera; Agaonidae. The record is from RefSeq and is a predicted model, not a curated record. Gene Ontology annotation, cellular component: cytoplasm. Gene Ontology annotation, molecular function: hydroxymethylbilane synthase activity.